Molecule: messenger RNA, 606 nt
Organism: Aspergillus pseudotamarii
Lineage: Eukaryota; Fungi; Ascomycota; Eurotiomycetes; Eurotiales; Aspergillaceae
Exons: 4
Coding region: 1-606 (201 amino acids)
Source: RefSeq, a predicted model, not a curated record
AUGGGGUUCACUAUCCACGACAUUGCUUUCAUCAAGUGCGAAAAAGAAUCAGAAACCUCCAGUAUAUUCCAAGUAUCUCUACGAGGACGACUUUGUAUAAUGAAAGUGUAUCAUUCUUUGGAAAAGCGACCUUGGGAUCCUACAUACAGAGAGAUAGACCCAUUCAUCUGCGAACACGCAGCCUAUACUCGCCUUAAGGAACGAGGGCUAUGCGAACAAGGGAUACUCCCAGAUUUCUACGCUUCGCCCACCCGCGCUAUCCUGCUGGAAUAUGUUUCGAAUAUGCAAAAAAUAGAUAUCACAACGUAUACGGAAGACCGUGCCGCCACACUUAUUCAAACCCUUCGAAAGAUUCAUGAAGCACGGGUUCACCACGGGGAUCCAUAUCCUCGGAACAUGAUGGUUCAGCUAGAGACAGGUCGUGUGCUCUGGAUAGAUUUCGAUCGCUCCCAGACUUUUCCGACUGGUCCUAUUGCAGACCGGCAGCAUGGGUGGAUGGAAGAUGAUACCAUCAUGACUGUUGACCUUUUGGGCCGUCUUGGACAAGACAUGAAAGCAGGAAGGCUUGACCAGGCAUAUUCCUAUUACUACUAUGGGGCACCAUGA